UGGGGGGAUCCUUCACGUCACCGCAGAGAUGGAGGAGAGAGAACAAUAGCAAGUGACAUACCAAACUUCCCUGAAAACUUUGUUUUUUACUCUUUAUUUUGAGCAGUUUUCGAUGAAUGUCAAUAUCCCUGUGACAUCCAAUCACCCUCAAAGCUAUGCUGUGGUCCCAUGCAGCCAGCCGUCCCUCCUGGCCACCACCACCACUGCUGUCGCCACUACCACCCAGCUGACAGUGGGUGGUGUGGGUGACAUCCACAUCUGUGGGUCAUGUGGCACCCGUUUCACUGAGAUCAAGGAGUUUAUGACCCAUAAACGCCAGGGAUGCCAGGCUGGAGCAAGUAUGGCAGGGUGUCCAGGCGUGUCCCAGCUCCCCUCCAUGGCAGCAGUACAGCAGCCCCAGCCGGGGGCAGGCUCUGUGCAGAUGGGUGUGCCAGUGGGCAUGCCUCAUGUGGUACUGCAGACUGCAUCAGGACCACCACAGGUGUACCGCAUUGUACUGGAGCCUAGUGUCCCCACCUCCACACCACAAAGUGGCCCCUCCCUGCAGGCCCCAGCACCAAUCCUUGCCCAGGCACUCUCGGGAGAUCCAGUAACACAUCUGACAGCCGCAUCCACCCAGCACCUGGCAUCGCAUCCUUCACACACACACCACGCUCAUAGUGUUUCCCAGGGAGGCAUCACCCAGGUGGUCGCCAGCUCCACCACCACUGCACCAGCCAAUGGAACACUGUUGCAGCUAUCACCGGUGGAGGACACAUGGCAUACAGGUGGAGCGGCCACGCUGGGCUCCACAUCAGCUGUAGAGGAUGAAGAAAGCCUGACCAUUGGAAUGGUAGAGAGGAGAGAAAUGGUGGAGGCUUCCCCUCCUUCUGAUGGCUCAGCCCCAGCAGCCAGUAGACCUCCCUCCAUCACUGUCAGUAAGGAAGUAGAAAGACUAGAGGGGGAGACAGGAGUGUUGGCUACUUCUUCCACCACCACCACCACCACCACUAUCACCACAGCCACCACCACCACUGCCACCACCACCUCCUCCACCUGCACCACCAUGCACACAGAGGAGGAGGAUGUGGCCACCUUUCUGGCCACACAAUUAGCCAGUCAGGCAGCCCCAUCAAAUUCAAGCAGUGUAAGUGAACAGCUGUUGUCAGGGGUGAGUGUUGGUGACAUCCCCACCAGUGAGGGACACCUGCACUUCACUUCUGCCCCAGCACAGCCUCAACACCUACAUCUUACCAUGAACCACCACACUGUGCAGGCUGAUCCAUUUGGCAGUGAAAUCCAGUCUUCAGGUUUAGGACGACGGUCAAUGAAAGGAAUGGCAACUCCUGAGGACUUAUCCAAUGUAGACAGCAAGGCAAACAUUCUCACCAGUUAUUCCAAAGAGACACUGAUGGUUCAUGAUGGUAUCCACAAGGAGAAACCGUGUCCUGUAAAGGAUUGCAACUUUGUCACCUGUCACAAGAAGGACCUGAGCCGUCACAUCAGGAAGCACACAGGUGAGAAACCAUACAGGUGUGAGGAGUGUGGCACAUGUUUCUCUCGGGGAGACAAGCUCAAGGUACACUCUCGGAUCCAUUCCAAUGUACGGCCAUAUGGAUGCACUGAGGCUGGCUGCCAGUACCGUGCCAUUGACUCUGGGAGCCUCCGCAAGCACAUGAGAACACAUACCAAUGAGCGGCCUUACAGAUGUCAGCUGUGUCCUUACAGUGCCAGGGAUGGGUCACAGCUCACAGUGCACCUCAGGACACACACAGGAUUUUUCAACAGCAGAAAGCACCUCAAGGAUCAUGAGAAAUCCCAUGCAAAUGUGUUGCUGCAAUGUGAGCGGUGUGACCACAUGAGUACGAGCUGCGCAGGACUCAGGCAACACAUGCUUAUCCAUUCCCAGGAGAAACCAUUCCAGUGCCGCUACUGUUCCUUCACCUGCAAGACCACAGGCAAUCUUCGGUAUCAUGUGCGCAACAAGCAUGGGUGUGAAGUGUCAGGUCGCAAGCGUGGAGCUGGAGGGGAAGGCAGUCGUGGCCGUGGUACUGUAGGUGGCAACACUGUGGGAGGGAGGAGAGCAGGCAGACCCACCUGCUUCCGUAGUUUCAAAUGUGGCGACUGUGGCAGUGGUUUUGUACGGGAAGACUCAUACAGGUCACAUAUGCGGCAACAUGAGAAGCACAGGAUUGCCCAGGCGAUAUCCGGCAAGAUGGAGCCAGACGUCUUCAGUGUUGUGGUACAGGAUGAGGCACUGAUGGGUGUGGACCAACCUGGAGGUGCUGAUGAUCCAGGAGAAGUGGCCCAGGGAGUCAGUACCUUCCACAGGAUCCCUCCAGACCCACUACAGCCCAGCACACUCAUUUCUCCCUCUAGUGUGGCUGGAGGCUCAGUGGCCAGUGGAGGGGACGGUGCCAUCAACGGCUACAGUUCCUAUGUGAUCACCAUUGACGGCAUCUCCACUGUAUUCCCCAAUCCUGUACGACUAUCAGGUGGUGGUGGCAGCAGUAGUGGUGGACACCAGGGAGAGGGAUUGCAGGUCAUCACAGGUGACAUUCUGUCUCCAGAGGUCAAAAUGACUAAUUAUGACCCAGAGGAGGACACCAAAUUGCCUCCAGAGGCACACCCCUUCUCUCAGGACAAGGGAGGGCGACCAGGUCCUCACUCUAUGUACAAUGUGGCUUCAGCCACCAAGGGCACCAGUCAGGAUCAGGCAGGGCGGGACUAUGGCCCUCCAGACCUGCAGCAGACAAUCCUUCUGGAGCAGCAGCCAGGGACCCUGAAUGCCACUCUCCAGGACCACAGCCUUGUCUCCAAGCCCAAGGUGGAGUAACUUGUAUAUGUUUAUUUGUUUGUUGUGGUGUAGUGAGCUGUGUGGACCAGGAUCUCUCUUUCAUCACCACCAGGCUGUGCUGAAAACAAUAAAAAUGUAUGAAGGAUGGAGUACAA
Molecule: messenger RNA, 2931 nt
Organism: Portunus trituberculatus (swimming crab)
Lineage: Eukaryota; Metazoa; Arthropoda; Malacostraca; Decapoda; Portunidae
Product: transcription factor Sp1-like
Exons: 15
Coding region: 113-2815 (900 amino acids)
Biological process (GO): regulation of transcription by RNA polymerase II
Molecular function (GO): RNA polymerase II cis-regulatory region sequence-specific DNA binding; DNA-binding transcription factor activity
Source: RefSeq, a predicted model, not a curated record